AGUUUUGGGGAGUGCAUAUAAUCAACAUAUUAUCGAAGGUGCUUAGAUAUUGAUCCUGUAUUUCGAGGUAGUUCAAAUUCGUCUCUCUUGGACCUUCGUGUUUGACCUUACAUUUCCCGUGCUCGGUGGAGAAUAAUUCACGCGCGAAAUGCCGAAGAGAAAGUCUGCAGAUGGUCCCGAGGGCAAGGAAGCCUCCAAAGUCACAAAACAAUUGCCCACCAGAAAGUCGGCGAGAUUGUCAGCGAAGCCUGCUCCACCCAAGCCUGAGGCCAAGCCCAAGAAGGCCAUCGUCAAGGUCGCAGACGAUAAGGGGGCUAAGGCAAAGAAAGGCGGAGCUAAGGGGAAGAAGGAAGACGGCCCCGCCCAGAACGGAGACACCAAGACCAAUGAGAUCUAUGUGUCUCGUCCGUCUGUCAGGGUGUCCUCCAACAGAAGCACUGCUCCCUCCUUGAUGUCAGUGAGAGGGCAGAGUGAGACAGUCAGAGUUAAGGACCUGAGGUAUCCACCUUUUAAUGGCAAGAAAGUGAACAAAGGAAUAAAAAAAGCUCCUUUUACCCGUAAGUAUGAUUCCGAAUGUGUUCAGAGAAGAGUAAAGAUUAACAUGUAACAUCUUUUAAACAGCUGCUGUUGUGAGUCUUGUUCAGAGAGGCAGACUGAUCGAGGUAGACUAGUUUGUUCUUUAUAAGUCAAUCUAAGAACCCAUUGGUAAUCACUGGAAAACAUAUGCCUCUUGGAGCUGCAGACAACAUUCAAGGUCUCCUAGUGAAGCCAGCGUUUAGCAAUGUUUUUCCUUUGUUUACUGUCUAGCUAGCAUCCUGAGAAGUGAGAAUGGAGUUGGUGUCUAGAGGCAGAUUGUUAGCUGCACCGAAUGCAGAUAUCUGUUUGAAAACAUUAAUUAAAGCUCCUGUGAGAAGUUUUUAGCUGGUUAAGAAACAGACUGAGAUAAAUAUUGAUGCCUCUCUAUGAUCCACUUAAGCUAACAAGACCAUCAGCGAGUAGAUUGAAAAUGUCUAUAGUGUUAUUUUUAAUGCCUGUAACUGAUGCCUGUGGGUAGGUGCCAGAUUAAGUGAGUUACAGAACACUUCUGAAACAGCCUUUGUUGACAUUUCCCACUGCAAAGAUCUACUGUGAGUUAUGACUGACUUUGAAAAGAAAGAAGGAUGAGGUGUUUUGUUUAAAAAUACUUGAAACAGGUGUACUGGAUGAACAAUUAGACCAGAUUUACCACUUUAUCCACAGGGGGCGUCAGAUUGAUGCAAACCAAAGUUACUCACUGGAGCUUUAAAACUAAAUACUUGUAAGGUAACUACAGAUGGGUUCCAGGAUUGCACUAUGGUGGAUUGUGUCCUGCUCCUUUUGCUCUGAACAUGGACCCUUUUUCAGCAUUCACCCAAUGCCUGAUGAAACAGUGGAGAAUAUUUCUCAUAAUGUGAAUGGAAACAAGAGGACUUCCAAUACCAAAUCCUGCCAUUAAAGAGUGCCAUUUUAUGUGUUAAUAGAUUAGUUAAGUAAACCCUUUGGAAACAAGAGAAUAGGCUGAUGCUAAGUUUUUUCUGGGCUUUUUAUGCCUUUAUCUAGAGAUAGGACAGGAGUGAGAGAGUGGGGAAAUGAGCCGCAGGUCGGAUUGGAACCCGGGCCGUCCGCUUGGAGGACUACAGACUCUGCACACGGGAUGGGCUCACUGACCAUUAUGUUACCGGCGCCCGGCUGGUGCAAAGUUUUUCAAACACCUCAGUAAAUGUGCUUCUCUGAACAGACCCAUUAAACUGAAAAGGCAUCAAAUUGAGCGGCACAUUUAUCCAGGUCAUGAUGAACUCAUUUUGAUAAUGCAGUAGAUCCUCAAUCACCUUUUUAGCUGCUUCAAGCUGAUUAAGUUUCAUGCAGAAUUUUAUUUAGACUCACUAAGGACCUCAGGAAAAGAAAUUGUGGGGUGUCUUUUUGUGGUUUGUUGAUGCCAGUUCGUGUUAAAUCUACCUGUAGAGCAAAUGAUUGCUAACACCAGAUUCUUUUGCAUAACUCUUCUUCCC
Labrus bergylta (ballan wrasse) is the source of this 2027-nucleotide messenger RNA. It is a transcript of the gene hmgn3, whose product is annotated as high mobility group nucleosomal binding domain 3. Gene Ontology annotation, cellular component: nucleus; chromatin. Gene Ontology annotation, biological process: chromatin organization. Lineage: Eukaryota; Metazoa; Chordata; Actinopteri; Labriformes; Labridae. The record is from RefSeq and is a predicted model, not a curated record. Gene Ontology annotation, molecular function: nucleosomal DNA binding.